Molecule: messenger RNA, 2089 nt
Organism: Mustela erminea (ermine)
Lineage: Eukaryota; Metazoa; Chordata; Mammalia; Carnivora; Mustelidae
Gene: ARIH2
Product: ariadne RBR E3 ubiquitin protein ligase 2
Exons: 16
Coding region: 270-1745 (491 amino acids)
Biological process (GO): positive regulation of proteasomal ubiquitin-dependent protein catabolic process; protein polyubiquitination; ubiquitin-dependent protein catabolic process
Cellular component (GO): cytoplasm; ubiquitin ligase complex
Molecular function (GO): ubiquitin conjugating enzyme binding; zinc ion binding; ubiquitin protein ligase activity
Source: RefSeq, a predicted model, not a curated record
CCGGCGUCGGCCCGUAGUCUCCGCCGCCGCCUCUGCGCCUGUGUCUGAAACCUCUGGCCCGGCCGGACCCGGUCUAGUCCGCCCGGGCUCAGCGGCCGCGGGCUGCGGCUCCCGAUGGAAAUUAUAUGACAGACUAUUUGGGGUGACAUCUUGAAAGAUCUUCAAGAAUUGCAGAAGACAAAAAACACUAAUGCAUUUGAGAAAGUGGUAAAGUUUGGGGGGAGGGGAAAAAGCUGCUUUCCUGAUCUGCAACUUGGCUGGAUGCUAAGAUGUCUGUGGACAUGAAUAGCCAGGGGUCUGACAGCAAUGAAGAGGACUAUGACCCAAAUUGUGAGGAGGAAGAAGAGGAUGAGGACCCUGGGGACAUAGAGGACUAUUACGUCGGAGUAGCCAGCGAUGUGGAGCAGCAGGGGGCCGAUGCCUUUGAUCCUGAGGAGUACCAGUUUACCUGCUUGACCUACAAGGAAUCUGAGGGUGCCCUCAAUGAACACAUGACCAGCUUAGCCUCUGUCCUAAAGGUAUCUCAUUCAGUUGCUAAACUUAUAUUAGUUAAUUUCCACUGGCAAGUUGCAGAGAUAUUGGACAGAUACAAGUCUAACUCUGCUCAGCUGCUCGUCGAGGCUCGAGUUCAGCCUAGUCCCUCAAAACAUGUUCCCACGGCCCACCCCCCUCACCACUGCGCAGUGUGUAUGCAGUUUGUGCGCAAGGAAAACCUACUUUCUCUGGCCUGUCAGCACCAGUUUUGCCGUAGCUGCUGGGAGCAGCACUGCUCAGUACUUGUCAAGGACGGCGUGGGUGUGGGAGUCUCUUGCAUGGCUCAGGACUGUCCACUCCGAACACCAGAGGACUUUGUGUUUCCAUUGCUGCCCAAUGAAGAAUUGAGAGACAAAUACAGGCGCUACCUCUUUAGGGACUACGUGGAGAGUCAUUACCAGCUCCAGCUGUGCCCUGGUGCAGACUGCCCCAUGGUUAUUCGGGUACAGGAGCCUAGAGCUCGCCGAGUACAGUGCAAUCGGUGCAACGAGGUGUUCUGUUUCAAGUGUCGUCAGAUGUAUCACGCCCCCACAGACUGCGCCACAAUCCGGAAAUGGCUCACGAAGUGUGCAGACGACUCUGAAACAGCCAACUACAUUAGUGCUCACACUAAAGACUGUCCCAAGUGCAACAUCUGCAUUGAGAAGAAUGGAGGCUGCAACCACAUGCAAUGCUCCAAGUGUAAACACGACUUCUGCUGGAUGUGUCUAGGAGAUUGGAAGACCCAUGGCAGCGAGUAUUAUGAGUGCAGUCGGUACAAGGAGAACCCCGACAUUGUCAACCAGAGCCAGCAGGCACAGGCCAGGGAGGCCCUCAAGAAGUACUUGUUCUACUUUGAGAGGUGGGAAAACCACAAUAAGAGCUUGCAGCUGGAGGCACAGACCUAUCAGCGGAUUCAUGAGAAGAUUCAGGAGAGAGUCAUGAAUAAUCUGGGGACGUGGAUCGACUGGCAGUACCUACAGAAUGCUGCCAAGCUCUUGGCCAAGUGCCGGUACACCCUGCAGUACACUUACCCGUAUGCCUACUACAUGGAAUCUGGACCCAGGAAGAAGCUGUUUGAAUACCAGCAGGCUCAGCUGGAGGCUGAGAUCGAGAACCUGUCAUGGAAGGUGGAGCGCGCAGACAGCUAUGACAGAGGGGACUUAGAGAACCAGAUGCACAUAGCAGAGCAGCGGAGGAGAACCCUGCUGAAGGACUUCCAUGACACCUAGACUGGGACACGGACACGCAGGAGUGAGGACGAUGUGGCUGCGAGGCCUCCCGGCUGCCGAACUGCAUGCUGCAGGCUCUGCCUUUCACCACCUCAGGCAACAGCCUGGGCCCCACUCCUAACAGACACUGGCCACACAGUCCAUUUCUGUUUUCUUCUCAUCUUUUCGCUUUUUGUUUCUACCAGGGUAGAGGCCAUGUUGAAUUGGCCUCUUUUCAGGACUUUUAAUUCCCCCUGGAUGGUUGUUGGGAGGGAGGGAAAGUUUUUUCUGAAUGACUAUUAAUAGUAUUAGAUCAUUACAACUUAUGUAAUUUUCAAAGGUUGUAUAAUUAUACAAAAAAAAAA